Molecule: messenger RNA, 918 nt
Organism: Leptomonas pyrrhocoris
Lineage: Eukaryota; Euglenozoa; Kinetoplastea; Trypanosomatida; Trypanosomatidae
Product: actyltransferase-like protein
Exons: 1
Coding region: 100-918 (272 amino acids)
Molecular function (GO): acyltransferase activity, transferring groups other than amino-acyl groups
Source: RefSeq, a predicted model, not a curated record
GUCCGUACAUCAUCCUUUUCCUCUUGUUUAGCGUUGUGGAGCGUUUCCAGGUGUGUGUGUGUGUGUUGACCUCCCACUCCUCGCUUCUCUCUUCUCCGCAUGAGCACACCGGCUGCGGACGACGCGGCUUCGUGCGCCAAGGCCACGGCGGCGCUGUGGUCGAAGCUGGAGGAGGUGCUGAAGCUGCUGGCCCAUCAGCCAGAUGCGAAGGAGCUCUUCAAUCGGUACACCGUCAUCCGAUACGUCGUCGGCGAGGUGAAGCCCGUUUACUCCGAUGCCCUGCGCAUCCGCCUGAAGGUGUUCUGCGAUGAGCAGGGACUCGCCACGCGCACCGAGGCAGACGACUUCGAGGCCAUCUCGGUGCACGUCGUGACUUACUUCAACUAUACGCUUUUUGCCACAGAAAUGGAGGAGUUGGCGGUGCAGGCCCGGCUGCGGAAGAGCGUGGGGAUGGAGAAGACCGGGCUGCGGUUUCAGCGCCGGCAACGCAACCCCGCGGCCACCGGUGCCGGUGCGAGUGGCGCCGCAGAGAGCAAGCGGCCGCCGACGAGCCCCGUGGCGCAGCCUGCAAAGGGGCGCUACAGGCCUCCGGUGCUGAUCCCGGUAGGGUGCAUGCGGCUGCGCCGUGCCGCUAAGGCACCCCGGGCGGGGAAGCUGCUGGAGGUGGUCGCGCGGAUGGAGCGCCUCUGCGUGGUGAAGAGCGUACGCAACUUUGAUAUUGGCCGAGUGCUGAUGACCGCGGCGGAGAACAUCGCCCGCGAUGUCUGCCACGUUCGUUGGGCUCUGCUGUACGCCCCGCUGGCGGCGCGCGACUUCUACCUCAAGGUGGGCUACGUGGCGAAGGACGGGUGGGUGUUCUUCAAGGCCGAGGAGGCGCAUAUCGUGAUGAUUAAGUGCUUAGCAGACGCGAGUCUGUAA